Molecule: messenger RNA, 1797 nt
Organism: Coffea eugenioides
Lineage: Eukaryota; Viridiplantae; Streptophyta; Magnoliopsida; Gentianales; Rubiaceae
Product: transcription termination factor MTERF4, chloroplastic-like
Exons: 2
Coding region: 287-1438 (383 amino acids)
Biological process (GO): regulation of DNA-templated transcription; chloroplast organization
Cellular component (GO): chloroplast
Molecular function (GO): double-stranded DNA binding
Source: RefSeq, a predicted model, not a curated record
UGCAAUCAUGACGCCCCAAAAAAAAAAGGAAAACGAAAAAAAGGCAUUAAAGCGCAAGCUUUCCGCACAAGCAUGAAGGCGCAAGUUUUCACUGGCUGACAUUCUACGGCUUUAGGGAGCCAUGCUGAAGAUACAUUUUCAAUAUUUGAAGUUUUGCAGGCCUUGAAUUUUUUUAAACCGCAGCUCCGCCGCCAUGGCAAUCCUAUAUUAAUCAUUGACAGGUACAACUAAAUGUUUGUUUUGUCCGUGCCUAUCAGCUGUUUGCUUUUUGUCCCAGACAGAGAAUAUGAUGACUUACGUGUCCAAGAUUCAGUUCAGUGGCAGCAGAACCGUUUCCUUCAGAUGCCUUCUUCACUACUCUACCACUUCAAACACGGCGCAGCUGGAGAAAAACAGUUUUUUGGAAGAAUAUCUGUUAAACUCUCUUGGGUUCUCGAAACAAGAGGCUGUUUCUGCUUUGAAGAAGGUUAAUCGCACAAAGCCCAUCAAAAAAGACCCAAAUUUAGUCGUCAAUUAUUUUGAGAAUUUGGGUCUGAACAAAUACCACAUCAAAAGCAUUGUUUCUUCCUACCCCAAAGUGCUGUUAUGUGAGGUGGACAAAUCCCUCAAACCAAAAAUCAGGUUUCUUCAAGACCUGGGCGUUUCUGGGCCAGCCCUGAUCAAGGUAAUCUUGGCUUGUAAACAACUCAUUUGGGGUAGAGGUUUGGAUGGUCACUUUAAACCCCGCAUUAACUACUUGAGAGAAUUGUUGGGUACUGAUGAGAAGGUAGUUCUAGCUUUGAAGAAAUAUGCUUUGCUGCUUGGUCCUAUUGAGUGCGAAAAAGUGGACAAAAAUGUCCUGUUGUUGCAGAAUUAUGGCUUUUCAAAGGAGAAGAUUGCCGCUUUCAUUGCAAACAAUCCUAGACACAUUUUCUUGACGACCCCUGAACGGAUUGAGGAGAAAUUGCGUCUAGUGGAAAAUUUUUUGGGGAUUCCACGAGAGUCAACCAUGUUCUAUUAUGGGGUUCAGAUACUAUGUGGCAGGCAGAAGUCAACAAUCGACAACAAAUUUGACAUCCUGAGGAGUUAUGGCUGGUCUAAUGUGCAUAUCUUUAAAAUGGUUAGGCGUUUACCUCUAACUUUAACCAUGUCUGGGAAUAGAAUGAGAAAAUCUUUGGAUUAUUUCAUGAAUGAACUUGGAUAUACUCCUGCUUACUUGGCUUCGCGCCCUUUCUUAUUUACUUUGAGUUUGGAAAAACGAGUUAAGCCAAGGAAUGAAGUUUUGAAGAUUCUAAAUGAAAAGAAUAAGAGCACGAGGAAGGGGGACCUUUGUCAAGUUGUGUGCUUGAGAGAAUUGAAGUUUGUGCAGGAUUAUCUUUUACCUUACAAGGAUGAAUUUCCCAACAUGUUUGAGUCCUAUGUCAGAAAUGUUGGUGCACAGCAGAUUGGAACACUAUGAAAUGCUUAAGCUCGUCCCGCGAGACUCAAAGGUACGAAGUUGAUAUGUUACACGAUUGUAGGUACAGAGGUCCACGCAGAUUGGGUUCCAGUAAGCAUACGCAUUGCAGCUCUCCAGCAGCAUUUGGUUUCUUGCCAGUAGUUCCAGCAAUUCGAGCAGCUGCAGCAUUUGCACCAUCUCUAAGCCAGCUCAAUUUUUUUGAAAGGAAAGAUGCUCUAAAGAAGUGUUAUUGUGGUCCUAGCCUUCAGCAUUUCGCCAACAUAAUUUGGACAAGUAAACAUUGACUGAAAGUGUCCGUGUACAUUCUGGCUGCUCUAUUUCUAAUGAUGUGCAUGUCAAAGCUUUGGAUUGUCGCUUUC